AUGGUCGAUGCUUCCGGAUCGGACAGGGCGGAAGUUGGCGACGCCAAGGCCGACACCCACAAGCGCAAAUUCGCUCGCGAUAGCAGAAAUGGGGGCAAGUCAGCAACCAAGGCCGUCUACUUCGACAAGCUGAAGUCUCUUCUUGAGACUUACAAGUCCAUCUUCAUCGUCACCGUCGACAAUGUCUCGUCCCAGCAGAUGCACGAGAUCCGUCACGCUCUCCGUGGCGACUCGGUCGUCCUGAUGGGCAAGAACACCAUGGUUCGCCGUGCUCUCAAGGGCUUCAUCACCGAGGCUCCCGAGUACGAGCGUCUCCUUCCUCACGUCAAGGGUAACGUUGGUUUCAUCUUCACCAACUCCGACCUCAAGGACACCCGUGAGAAGAUUCUCUCCAACCGCGUCGCCGCCCCUGCUCGUGCCGGUGCCGUCGCCCCCGCCGACGUUUUCGUCCCCGCUGGUAACACUGGUAUGGAGCCCGGAAAGACCUCGUUCUUCCAGGCUCUCGGUGUCCCCACCAAGAUUGCCCGUGGUACCAUUGAAAUUACCACUGACUUGAAGCUCGUCGAGGCCGGCUCCAAGGUCGGUGCCUCCGAGGCCACCCUGCUCAACAUGCUGAACAUCUCGCCCUUCACCUACGGUAUGGGCAUUGCUCAGAUCUACGACCAGGGCCAGACCUUCGAUGCCAGCGUCCUCGACAUUGAGGAGAGCCAGCUCCUCAAGGCCUUCACCAGCGCCAUCACCACCAUUGCCACCAUCUCCCUGGCUGUCAACUACCCCACCCUUCCUUCGGUCAUGCACUCGCUGGUCAACUCCUACAAGAACGCCAUCUCGGUCGCCAUCGAGAUUGACUACGAGUGGGACGCCAUCCACGAGCUCAAGGACCGCAUCGCCAACCCCGACGCUUACGCCGCUGCCGCCCCCGCUGCCGGCUCUGCUCCCGCUGCUGGUGACGCCCCUGCCGCCGAGAAGGAGGCUGAGAAGGAGNGGUAA
Molecule: messenger RNA, 990 nt
Organism: Aureobasidium uvarum
Lineage: Eukaryota; Fungi; Ascomycota; Dothideomycetes; Dothideales; Saccotheciaceae
Source: the annotation of a GenBank genome assembly